Messenger RNA from Oncorhynchus keta (chum salmon), 3290 nucleotides. RefSeq names its product ELL-associated factor 2-like. Gene Ontology annotation, cellular component: super elongation complex. Gene Ontology annotation, molecular function: transcription elongation factor activity. Gene Ontology annotation, biological process: regulation of transcription elongation by RNA polymerase II; positive regulation of DNA-templated transcription. The record is from RefSeq and is a predicted model, not a curated record. Bases 126 to 944 code for a protein of 272 amino acids. The transcript has 6 exons. Lineage: Eukaryota; Metazoa; Chordata; Actinopteri; Salmoniformes; Salmonidae.
AUCACAACGAAGGAAGGGCAGAACUUAGGUCUAGAAGUGAGUUGGCUCGUUUUGCGAUAGAUGGUAUCGAAUGGACGUGGAAAGUUUACUGUUAUUAACAUAUGAUUGAAAACGUUGAUUAGAAUAUGAAUGGAACAACAUACUCACACUUUGACAGUCAAGAACAUGUUUUGAAAUUAGGCGAAACAUUUGAGAAACAACCCAAAGGUGCUUACCACACGGUGCGAUAUGACUUCAAACCAGCCUCCAUUGACACCUCCUGUGAGGGAGAGCUGGAGGUGGGAAAGGGAGAACAAGUUAACAUCACACUGCCCAAUCUGGAGGGAUCCACUGCCCCUGUAACAGUCUUCAAAGGAUCCAAGAGGCCUUAUAUGAAGGAAUGUAUUCUCAUUGUAAACCAUGAUACAGGAGAGUACCGUCUGGAGAAACUCAGCAGCAACAUUGCAGUCAAGAAGACCAGGGCUGAAGGCAGCAGUAAGAUCCAGUCACGUAUAGAGCAGCAGACCAGUCGUCUGAGCCAGCAGAUGAAGACUAGUGUUAGCAGCAGCAGCAAAACCCCAGCAGGCUCCAAGAGCUCUCCUCCCAAAGAGAAGAUGUCCCCUGCCUCCCCCAUGGAUGACAUUGAGAGAGAGCUAAUGGCGGAGGCGAAGGUCAUGGACCAGAUGAGUAGUGGGGACUCGUCCUCAGACUCCCACAGCUCCUCCUCCAGUAGUGGGGACAGCUCCAGCAGUAGUGAUUCUGAGGACGAGUCCCGGCACCCGCCUCCCCCCGGCCCCUCUGGGGGUCCCCUCACAGCGCCACCACCCCACCAGGGCAUGCCCAUCCUCACCACCGUUACCACCACCACCAUCUCCUCACCACCUCGGGGUGGAGGACACCUCAUGAGUACGCUAAAGAAUGACCUGCAGUUAAGUGAGUCUGGCAGUGAAAGUGACGAUGACUGACCAGUGAGAGACCACUGAUUAUGUGGCGUGUCAGAGAGGUCCAUCUGUGGACAGCUGCACUGACCUUCACCUGGAUGGAUGGCUGUCCUUUAGGGUCACAACAGGAGUGAAAUGAGACUAGGGAAUAUGGAUGUGAUCUUCUUAAUGACAAAUAAGACCAAACCCCUACACCUUUUGUAAGCAACACCCCUCACCACCUAACCAGCAUUUCAGUUGAAUGUGUCUUCAUAGUUCUAUCAAUAGUCUCAGUUGUCGAUAUCUGUUAGUGCCUUUUUGAAAGAAAUGGGUCAAUAGCUGUGAUCAAUUCUCUUAUCUACACAUUUGAUCUGGGUUAUUUUCACUGUUCAUUUUAGGUAGUGGUUACUCUACUAGUUUAAGUUUUACUACUAGUUGGCCAAAGGGAACUGGGAACCAUACUGCUGAAUUGAACAGAGGAGUUAUUUCUGUUAUCAAGGAUCAGCCACAUCAAUAUCAGAAUGGAUUCCCCUUCAUUCACCCAUUUGGAAAGACUUCAAGCAUCAUAUAGCGUCAGUGUUUCAUUAUUUAGCCGUUAGACUGUGACUACUGUGAAAUAUUUACUCUUAAAGGGGAUAGGUUGAAGCAGUCUUAUCAUGUUGUUGCUUUAUUAGGAAUUAUCUUAAAAUUGUACUUUUGUUUAAUAUAUGGCCUAGCAACAUAUCAAGUCUGAGGGGUAUUUGAGGAAACUAGUGCACUACUUGAAGUGGAUUGAUUUAGCCUAGUGUGGGGUAAAUGUAAUUUAAAGAUUUUGCUCAGUGAUGCUACGUAAUGUAUUUGAAAGAUUACUUGGCUUUGUUGCUUUAAACCUGCAAUACUUGAAUCUGAUUUAUGAUUAUAUUUGACAUAUUUACUCAGAAAAACCAACAGCUUAAUAUAUUCUAUGGGUGUCAGAGUAAUGGGAGUGUAUGUAUGCACCUAUAGCCUGAUGCCAGUGAGUCUUACAGCCCUGCCUUUAGAACUGCCAUUCCUAUGACUACUAUCCCUUCUGUUGUUAUGGUUACUGAAGUGAAUCUCAAAAGUAUUUCCUUGAAUCCCUGCAUCCUUGAUUCAUUGAUUCUUUCACAAAAUGCAUUGGAGGAGAAGGUCUGAGAGAAGGUAGUUGGAUCUUCUCUUCCAAUGUGUUUUUAAAAAUGAAUAAAAAGAAGAGGCUAUUCAUCAUGGAAUUAAAGAGACGUGUGAUGAAUCCAGGAAAUGCGUUUGAGACAUAUCCCAGGUCAUAUCUCAUAUCUUAGUGUUGCACCCUCUAAAGUAUUAUGUUACAACAUUAUGGUCGUCCCAAUAAUCUCUCCUUUCUCCUGAGGUGUGCACCUGUUCAUGGAUGUGAAUGGAAAUGAUGUGAAUGGAAAUGGAAAUGUACUAUUCUACAAAUCAAUAUAGGGGGAAAACCCCGACUGUUAUGCUAAUGUAAUGCAAAACCUAUAUACAAAGGAAAAAUGCAGCAAAAAUAUGAAUGGAUGUAAUUGUAAUCUAGUUGAAUAUAUUGAUAAAAGUAAUCUUGUCCUCGAGAGAUUCACAAAACUUCAUGCCAGGGUAAGCCUACACAAAAUACCGUUUUUAUUUGAAUUGUUUCUAAAAAAUACCCUAUGGGAAAAAUGAAAGGUGUAAAAAUGAUAGGAACCAUUUGCCUGUUUGACUGCUAGCAUUUCUUGGUAUUAUUACAUCUCCACUGUGGGGCUCUGAGACUUGGAUUUAAAAGGAAUAGACUGGUGCAAAAAAAUGAGGUGGAAGGAAACUUUAAUUUGCCCAUGUUUACACCACUCCAUUGCUUUUUAGAUUUAGUAGCACAUGUAAUCUGGAAUAUCAGCCCAUGGUACAUGCACAGAUAGAACAAUGAGACAUAUUUCACCGGAUGUAUAAAUGUGAAGCAUACACUUGGCGUUUCCACUCACUACCAAAUAUGGUAGUAAGAAGAAACCCACUGGCCGACAGUGGGAGAAGAUGGAUUUUGGCCGAAAAUUUUGACAUUUUCUCGUUGAUUAAACAUUUGAUCUCAAUACAGAUUCCCGUUCCCAGGACAAUAAUCUGUUAUGGACAGAGUGGACUAAGUUUUGUAAACUUUAUCCUUUGCAAAAGUUUUUAAAAAUCUAGUUGUUUAGAAGGAAUUCAAAGGCGAAUUGAGUUAUUACACAGGAGCACUUCGCAGAGUAGGCGUUCCCUAACGAAAAUAUGCAGAUGUAUACUAGAACGUGCCAAUAGGAUCUCACUAGCCCGUGUUUGGCUCUGCCCACCUCCUUGCUUGUUCUGCCCACUAUGACUAAUUUGUUCCCAUUGGAAACGACAGGCUGUGUAAUAUAUUGGUUUAGUUAUAAAAAUCUUUGGUACAUGUUU